Molecule: messenger RNA, 1702 nt
Organism: Dreissena polymorpha
Lineage: Eukaryota; Metazoa; Mollusca; Bivalvia; Myida; Dreissenidae
Product: G kinase-anchoring protein 1-like
Exons: 10
Coding region: 82-1071 (329 amino acids)
Biological process (GO): signal transduction
Cellular component (GO): Golgi apparatus
Source: RefSeq, a predicted model, not a curated record
UCGGAGCAAGGGACAACACUCUGACAGACUCACGUCGGCGACCACAACAUUCGUUGCAAAAGUAUUUAAACAAUAUCGUAAAUGGCUGCUAUUAAGGUUCAACAGUCCAGGUUUGCUUUGCUGAAAGUUGAAGACGAUGAUUCUGAUAACGAUUCUAAAAAGUCCAUCAAGGGUAACGCCAACAACCAAAAAUCAGGACAAAAGAAGAAAAAUAAGAAAAAGAAAAGUCAACAAGCUGAGAAUGAAGAGCUGAGGAAUCUUGCAUUUGGCAUACCCGGUAAAGGACACCACAGUGCCCCCAGCAAGCCUGUCUCAAACGGCAAACAGAAAGUAACCGAACAGCAGUGGGAUGAGUGGCAAAAAAUGGACGGUGAGUAUGCACAAGACACCUUUGAGAAGGAUCUCCAACAGGCCUUGUUGCUAAGCAGGCUGGAAGUGGAGCAGAAGACUCAGGUUAAAUCAUCACAGGGAACCAAGUCUGAGGAACAGGGGUCAGGGGACAGUGAAAAGAAAUCAGGGAAGACGAAAAAGAAGAAGGACAAGCCUGUGGCCAUGUCCCUAGAUGAGUUCAACAAACAGCAACAGGAACCCACUACAUCAACUGACAAUCAUGGGCAUGUUAAGCUGCAUACUAACAAAGUUUCAUCAACCAAUGCAGAGAGGCAGUUCUUUGAAACAGUUGAGAAUGAUGUUGAUAGAAUAAUCCGACAAGAAAAGAUGCAAGAAGAGUACAAGAAGCAAUAUGCUGCCGAGUCAGUGGUGACAGCCAAGUACCAGGAACAGAUCACAAAGAUGGAGAAGGAGAUACAGUUUCUACGAGCUACCAUGAAGAAACAGGAGGAUGAGCUACAGCAAGUGAAGAAGAGAAACAAGCAGUUGUGUGUGAUUCUUGCUCAGGGUGAAAUGAAGGACAAGGCUGAGGUAUUGGCCCAGGUACAGGAGCUCACAGAGGUGAAAGAUGAGCUGACAGACCAGGUUUCAGGUCUAAAUGCUGAAUUGGAAAAAGAGCGCUCUAAAGUGCAUGCCUUAAAGUCAGAGCUUGACAAAGUGAAGGGAGGCAAACACAAGUGACCGGCCGUCUGACAAGCAUCAGUUGACCUGUGUAGAAAUGUGGUAUCAAAGAAGCCUUUUUCUGGGAAAACGGGGUUUAAUGCAUGUGCUUUAAUUGUUGUCCCAGAUUAGCCUGUGCAGUCUACAUAGGCUUUCAGGGACAACACUUUCCGCCUAAGCUUGGUUUUCUUCAAGGAGGAGACUUCCUUCAAACAAAAAAUCCAAUAAAAUUGAAAAGUAUCGUCCUUAAUUAGCCUGUGCUGAAUGCAUCAAGCUAACUUGGAGCAACACUUAAAGCACGUGACUUUAGCCUUGUUUUCCCAGAUUGAGGCUCAAACAGUGCCAGAGUAGCUACAGAAUGUGCCUCAAACAUUCAAAAACAAUGUUCACAGAUUUGUUUCAGGCAUUUUUAAGUGCAAAUUAUCUUAUGCAACACAGAAUGUGACUGUUCCAGUAGUUGUUUUUUUAAUUUAACAGUUAUUUGUGCUGAUUGUAAACGGGAACAAAUCAGAAGAGUACCAAUUUGAAAAACUGUGUGUUCAUGUUAUAUGUUCGCAAAACAAGAGAUUAGAGAUUUUGUUUACAAUUGAUCAGUUUAUUUUUAUAACUUUUUGCUCUGUCAAAGACACAUUGAAAUAAAAUUAAAGAUUUA